GGGGCCAGGGGCCGUCUCUCCCCGCGGCGAGUGGUCGGAGCCUUCCUCCCUCUCCUUCCCUUCCCCGUCCCCUCCCAGGAACGGCCGGGACGCGGCGCCGGGGCUGUCCCGUGGCCGCGGCGGCCUCCGCUCCCGCCGGGCUGCGGUACGGAGAGGCCGGCCGCUUCCAGGGCGAGUGCUCCUGAUUGUGACAUCACAUCCAUCCCUUGGUGAUGGAGCUUAUCACUGAGAAGGAAGCUUCAGUUGGAGAAUAGCCAACAAGAUGGACUCCUGGGGGUGUCUCCUGAGUGGCACUGAGCGGAGGCGUCAGGGGGUUGGAGCCUUGUGAACAGGGAGCCUGUCCCCCAACACUUGGAAGGGCCUGGGUUUCAGUGAUGAGACAUGGGGUAUGAUGUAACCCGCUUCCAGGGGGAUGUUGACGAAGAUCUUAUCUGUCCUAUUUGCAGUGGAGUCUUGGAGGAGCCAGUCCAGGCACCUCACUGUGAGCAUGCUUUCUGCAAUGCCUGCAUCACCCAGUGGUUCUCUCAGCAGCAGACAUGCCCGGUGGACCGCAGCGUAGUGACGGUCGCCCACCUGCGCCCAGUGCCUCGGAUCAUGCGGAACAUGUUGUCAAAGCUGCAGAUCGCCUGCGACAACGCUGUGUUUGGCUGUAGUGCUGUUGUUCGGCUUGACAACCUCAUGUCUCACCUCAGUGACUGUGAGCACAACCCGAAACGGCCUGUGACCUGUGAACAGGGCUGCGGCCUGGAGAUGCCCAAAGAUGAGCUGCCAAACCACAACUGCGUGAAGCACCUGCGCUCGGUGGUGCAGCAGCAGCAGACACGCAUCGCAGAGCUGGAGAAGUCCUCGGCUGAACACAAGCACCAGCUGUCAGAGCAGAAGCGAGACAUCCAGCUGCUGAAGGCAUACAUGCGUGCACUCCGCAGUGUCAACCCCAACCUUCAGAACCUGGAGGAGACAAUUGAAUACAAUGAGAUCCUAGAGUGGGUGAACUCGCUGCAGCCAGCAAGAGUGACCCGCUGGGGAGGGAUGAUCUCCACCCCAGACGCCGUCCUCCAGGCUGUAAUCAAGCGCUCCCUGGUGGAGAGCGGCUGUCCUGCCUCGAUUGUCGGCGAGCUGAUAGAAAACGCCCAUGAGCGGAGCUGGCCCCAGGGCCUGGCCACUCUAGAGACGCGGCAGAUGAACCGGCGGUACUAUGAGAACUACGUGGCCAAGCGCAUCCCUGGCAAGCAGGCUGUCGUCGUGAUGGCCUGUGAGAACCAGCACAUGGGCGACGACAUGGUGCAGGAGCCCGGGCUCGUCAUGAUAUUUGCCCACGGCGUGGAAGAGAUCUAGGUCCCGCGGGCUGCCGGGAAGAGGUGGAAAUCAGAAAACCUCAUCACUCUAGUAGCUGAGCCCCGAGUCCUCCCCACUGUCCUUCAUCUUGUGGCUUAUACUUGGCCACCUUCUCCCUGCUCUUCUGGCACUGAAGGGCCCUGGAACACUUUGCUCAGCCUUCUAGGUGGGAAACCCAGAUUCCCUUCUUUUGCCUAAUUCCUUCCCCUAAGAUGCCUGUAAAUUUCCAGUCUGGUUGGGAAAGCCCCCAUUCUAUAUCUGUUUUCCUGCCUAGGAUCCCUGGUUCCAGAUACUUUUAGAAAGCACAAAGUUACUCAUUUUCUCUUGAAGGAUCAGGGUGGAGUAAGAAAUCUUGAAUCAUUCCCCUCCUUCAAACCAGGGAAUCUGAGCAGGCAGGCCUUUUGACUCUCAACACUUAGCGGGCAGCUCUGGGGAGCAGACAUCCUGAAGACAUAGUAAGGGUGGAACCCAAACCCUAGAAGUAAUGAGCCAGUAACUGGCCGUCAUUCAUGGCCCUUAGGGGAAGACUGGAACUCUGUGCCAAGCAAUACCUUGUUUAGCCCAUCGUAAGGGCGCAGGCUCCCAUCGGUGUGCAGGAGUGCAGGUUGGGAUGCCGAACAUUUCCAGAGGAACUCUUUCCUGGACUUCCUCCCAAUUAAGGAAUGACAGGAGAGGGCGUCGGGGGCUAGUCUCUCGGGGUGAAUGUGCUCCGCAGGAAGCAGCUCUCUGGCAGUGGCUGAGAUCAGGUAGGAACUGCCUCAGUGGCACAGGCCAUCACAGUCCCCCAGCCCCUCUCCAGCCCUGUGAUUGUAACUAGUCAUUUUGAUAAUUCCCUUUGGCCAUUGUUGUGUGUUUAUAUUUCAUUCCCUCCCACAUUUUUUUUUUUUUUAGAACGGCCUACUUAUGGCUACCCCACUUCUCCAGCCCAGCCACAUUGUUGGCAAUUUAAUUUAUUUACUUUUUUUUUUUUAAAGAAAGGAAAAAGAAAAAAAUGAACAAAACUUAAAAUUUUUUCUUUCAUUGUUCCUACGGUGGGGAUUCUGAAUAGGGUGGGACAGGGGUGGGGUCUGUUUUAUAUUUUUCCUUUUCAGCACAACCUUUGGCUUUAAUGUAGGAAGGGCCAAGGGAGUCCUUGGCUGAAUUUACGUCCGCCCCAGCCCUCCAUAACCCACUCUGGGAUGAGAGUGGGCUUUCUCCAGGGGCGGGUGUGUAGUCCGCACUGAUGCCUGAGCCCCGGGGAACUGCCCCCGGCCCUCCCAGGGUCCCAUCAUAAAACUUUGGAUGUAGAGGAUUAAUUUUGAAGAAACCACCCCAUUUCCUUGGAGAUGUAUAGCUGGGUUCUAAGCUUCACCAGGCAAGAUGGGACAGAAAUUAUGUCUUGGUCUCUGAGUACAGUCCUCUCACCGGCUCCAUUUCAGGCUGCCCAGGCAUUCCUUGACCCACUAGGGUGAGUGCAGAGUGAGAGAAGGGGAGGGAUAGCAGGUGUGAGUAUUUUAAUAUGUAGGUGGGAGUGGGGUUGAAAGAAGGCCAUCUAACAUCUCCUCUUUGGGAGUGUUAGCCCAGGCCAGCUUGCUGUAGGUCUGGGUAGUUGGUCCUGGCUCCACUGGGAUUGGAUUGGAGGGAUACAGCUUGCAGGGAAUAGGGGACAGUCACAUGUUCCAGCUCCAGGACAUUGUGCUCAGGAAUUUGAAAACGCUGCUAUACUUAAUCUGGUUACUACAUUUCUUCCACUCCCCGCUGCCCUGCCAGCCUUCCCGAGGCCCCUCCCACCCGUCGCCACCCUCAGAUGGAGCCAGGAAGCUCAGUCCAGGCUUCCCCACCCUUUGCACUAGUGUGUCUGCAGGUUGCUGGUUGUGUUCUAUGUGCUGUUCCGUAGUGUUGGCUGCACUAAUAAUAAACCUUUCACUCAACUCUAAA
Molecule: messenger RNA, 3252 nt
Organism: Pipistrellus kuhlii (Kuhl's pipistrelle)
Lineage: Eukaryota; Metazoa; Chordata; Mammalia; Chiroptera; Vespertilionidae
Gene: RNF41
Product: ring finger protein 41
Exons: 7
Coding region: 382-1335 (317 amino acids)
Biological process (GO): positive regulation of JNK cascade; protein K63-linked ubiquitination; tumor necrosis factor-mediated signaling pathway
Cellular component (GO): plasma membrane signaling receptor complex
Molecular function (GO): ubiquitin protein ligase activity; zinc ion binding
Source: RefSeq, a predicted model, not a curated record